UCUAUAAAUAAUUGUGACUUCAUUUUCAGGUGUUUUUCUCUGAAACCAUCUUAUAAGAACAGAUGCUGUUUAGAAAUGCUAAACGCCCAAACCUUUAAAUCACGUCGUCUGCUCUUUUACACUGGUGGUGGUGGACAUUUCCUUUUAAAGUUGAUAGAUUCCAAUCAAGUAACACACCUGUGAAAAUGGCUGGUAAUGCACAAAAAGAUAAAGCCCAAGGAGGAGAUAAUAUGCAGAAAAUAGACUUGACCACUUUGACACUUCCACAGCUGUCUCAGUUAAAGCAGCAACUUGAACAAGAUUUAAGCCUGUACCAAGAUUCUCUUCAGACUUUGAAAAUUGCACAGACAAAAUUUCAAGAAUCAGCUGAAAGUGCUGAGAAACUAGAAUCUACCCAGGAAGGUGCACCUAUACUUGUUCCACUCACAGGAUCUAUGUAUGUGCCUGGAAAAAUCAGUAAACCAGAACAACCUUUGAUUGAUAUUGGAACCGGUUACUAUGCAGAGAAUACAAUUGAACAAGCUAAGAGUUAUUUCAGACGUAAAGUAAAGUUUGUUACUGAACAAAUGGAGAAAGUACAGAUGCUUGGUAUUGAAAAGAGUCAAGUCAGAGAUGCUGUUGCUGAAGUGAUGGAUUUGAAAGUACAAGCCCAAGUUGCCGCCAACCCUCAGGCUGCAGUUCGCGCUUAAACAGACCAUCCGUACAGUAUAAUAAAUGAAUAAUAAAAUUUCAUCAUCAACAAA
This is a messenger RNA of Daphnia pulex (common water flea), 743 nucleotides long. RefSeq names its product prefoldin subunit 5-like. Gene Ontology annotation, cellular component: cytoplasm; prefoldin complex. Lineage: Eukaryota; Metazoa; Arthropoda; Branchiopoda; Diplostraca; Daphniidae. The coding region runs from base 186 to 689 and encodes 167 amino acids. The transcript has 6 exons. The record is from RefSeq and is a predicted model, not a curated record. Gene Ontology annotation, biological process: regulation of DNA-templated transcription; protein folding.